Molecule: messenger RNA, 501 nt
Organism: Oppiella nova
Lineage: Eukaryota; Metazoa; Arthropoda; Arachnida; Sarcoptiformes; Oppiidae
Source: the annotation of a GenBank genome assembly
AUGAUUUUGAAAGGGCGUGCAAGUAAAACCGAACAGAAAAAAGCUGUACAACGUAUGGCUGCUUUAGGUGAACAACUCGCAGAGUUGUCGAAGAAACAAAUUGAAUCUUUACCUGUUGAAGAUCGGUUGAUUGAGGCUUUGCUUGAUGUGCAAUUGAUCACAUCUUUUGAAGCACGUCGCCGUCAAUUUCAACGGAUUGGUAAGCUUUUGCGUAAUGAAGAUGAAGCCAUCAUUUUGUCUUAUUUAACCCCUAAACAAGGGAUUAAAAAGUUGGCGCAAUUGGAUCGUUGGGUUGAUCGAAUGAUUGAACAGCGUGAUCCUGCAAUUAAAGAAUUCUGUAAAUCUUACAAUGCUGCAGAAAGUCAUUCUUUACGUCAGCAUGUAUUGCGUAUUCAUCGGGAUAUCACCCGCCAAGCCACUGCUGAAGAAUUAGCGGCUUCUAAACUUAAGUUAUUAAAUUAUGCCCAACAAGUGGCUUUGAUUUCGGAUAAUUCCAAGUAA